AUGUCGAAGUUCAACUCUGGGAAGAGGAUACUGAUAAGUGAUCCUGAUGAUCUAUUAAAUUCUACCACUUCAAAUGGUAGAGGAGUUUUUAAAGUAUACGGUGAAGAUAAGGAAGUAACUGCAAUUGAACCUUAUCUAAUCAUUAAGCAUAGUUGUGAUAAUGGUAUUAUUAAAACGAAUUGCACAAUCACUGAUGAAUAUCCAAUUCCAAAAGAAUAUAUUGGAAGUAUGAAAAAUAUAACUGUCACCGGACAGGUGGCAUGCAGUGAUCGGUCACAAAAAGAUAUUGAAAUACAACUAUGGGAACGUGACACCUUGGAUCCGGAUGAUUUGCUAAAUACGACAAAAACGGAUAAUCAAGGACGUUUCCGAAUAUUUGGACAGGAAAAUGAAGUGAAUAAUAUUGAACCGUAUCUAAUAAUUAUACACAGCUGUGAUAAUGGUGUCAUUAAUCCGAAAUGUUCAAUAAAAGAUCGAUAUGAAAUACCACGAAAAUAUGUUGGUGACACUUACAAUAUGGGCAUUGUAAGCUUAAAUAUUGUAAAGAGACGACAAAAGAAUUGCGUUUGA
Molecule: messenger RNA, 570 nt
Organism: Brugia pahangi
Lineage: Eukaryota; Metazoa; Nematoda; Chromadorea; Rhabditida; Onchocercidae
Source: the annotation of a GenBank genome assembly